AUGGAUCGACCCAAGCCGGAUAAUGGAGUCAAGGCACAGGUCAAGGGCCAGCUCAGACUACUCCGUAUCGUCCUUCCGAGAAUACCAUUUGUGCUCCGGGUGGUGCUAUUACACAUCCUGAAGGUUUCGGAGCCAUCAAAGUACCUCGAUCUGCGAAGCAAUGUAACAGUCUCUUUUCUGAGGAAUCUCUUGGGCAACUCAUCCCCUUCGCCCAUCGCCAAAACCCAGGCUCUUACGUUGAAGGAUCCCGGUGUCAAGGGCAGGAUAUGGAUCAGCACAGUAGCGUCGCAAGUACCGCCGGAACAGAGCAUCAGGGAUGCACUGCUAGCCGUCAUAAAGUCGAUGAAAGCGGAUCUGGUGCCGGGCGACAAGGAGUGCAGGAUACCCGAAAUCGUCCCCGUCGAGGCCGAGUGGACUGGGUACCGCGCGGCUGCGAAUCCCAACUCUGCACUGCCGGAGAUUUCAGAGGAGGAGAAAUAUAGGGAGAUGAUGAAGGAGUGCAAGAGCGCGGUCACCGUCUUGUACUUCCAUGGCGGCGCGUAUUACCUCUGCGAUCCGAGCACGCAUCGCGACUCGACGAAGAAGUUGGCCAAGUUGACCAAGGGCCGAGUGUAUUCGGUUCGAUACCGAUUGGCGCCGCAGAAUCCCUUUCCCUCGGCUGCCCUCGAUGCCUUGGUCUCGUAUUUCACCCUACUAUACCCUCCGCCAGGAUCGAUCCAUGAGGCUGUUCCCCCAACCAACAUUGUCUUUGGUGGUGACAGUGCCGGCGGCCAUCUCAGCCUUUGCCUUCUGCAAACUAUUCUCGAACUACGGAGACAGAACCUCAAGAUCACAUGGUUUGGUGAAGAGAGAGAAGUGCCUUUACCGGCAGGAGUAUCGCUUAAUUCGCCCUGGCUGGAUAUGGUACAAAGCCUGCCUUCAUGGAUGAAGAAUCUUAAGUGGGAUUACCUGCCGCCGCCAAACCUACUGGCAGAGAACAAUAUUCCUCCCGACAGCGUAUGGCCUGCCUCGCCGCCUCGAAAGCACCUGUUUGUCGACGACGCAUUUCUCUUGCAUCCACUCGUCAGCCUACAGCUGGCCUCGUCCUGGGAAGGGUCGCCUCCCGUGUACAUCUGCACGGGCUGGGAAUGUCUCGCGGACGAAGACAAGUACGUGGCAGCACAGUUCGCCAAGCAUGGGGUCCCGGUGGUGUUCGAGGAGUACGAGGCAAUGCCACACGUUUUCGCCCCCAUUCUGGGCAAAAUUCCCGAAGCAAAACGGUGCUACGAUGGCUGGGCCAGCUUCAUCACCAGAGCUGUCGAGAACCCCAAGAGCAUCGAGUCCAGCUAUACGACCAUCAAGGCAAAGACGUGCGAGGAAUUGCCUCUGGAUGUCGAGAAACUAAGUCCCUAUACCCAUGAAGACCUCCGAAAGCUGGCGUUUGAUAAGAUUGGCCGGAAGUCCACUAUGCCCGAGGUUCCGGCAAAACUAUAG
Neoarthrinium moseri is the source of this 1473-nucleotide messenger RNA. RefSeq lists its product as uncharacterized. NCBI's taxonomy places the organism in Eukaryota, Fungi, Ascomycota, Sordariomycetes, Amphisphaeriales, Apiosporaceae. The transcript has 2 exons. Gene Ontology annotation, molecular function: hydrolase activity. The record is from RefSeq and is a predicted model, not a curated record. The coding region runs from base 1 to 1473 and encodes 490 amino acids.